CUGUCACAGUGGUGAAUGAGGAUGUCCGGACCCGGCAGUACUUGAUGUGUGGUCAGACAGCCCAGGUGAAGCUGAAGAACGUGGUGCCGCAUGACAUUGGGGACCCAGAUGAUGAGCCGUGGCAGCGUGUCAAUGCCUACCUGAUGCACGAUACAGCUGACUGGAAGGACCUCAACCUGAAGUUUGUGCUGCAGGUGUACCGUGACUACUACCUGACGCAGGACUCCCUGUACUUGCGGGACAUGUGGCCAGUCUGCCAGGCUGUGAUGGAGUCAGAGCUGAAGUUUGACACGGAUAAUGAUGGGCUCAUUGAAAACGGUGGCUUUGCUGACCAGACGUACGACGCGUGGGUGGUAAAUGGAGCCAGUGCCUACUGCGGUGGGCUGUGGCUGGCAGCCGUCUGCAUGAUGUGCAAGAUGGCAGAGGUGCUCGGAGAUGCUGAGAUCCAGCAGAAAUACAUGGACAUCCUGCGCAAGGGCAAGGAGGCAUUUGAGAGGAUGCUGUGGAAUGGAAAAUACUACAACUAUGACAGCAGUGGGAGUGAUACCUCCAGCAGCAUCAUGUCAGACCAGUGUGCUGGGCAGUGGUUUCUUGGGGCUUGUGGCGUGGACCAAGGGGAGUUUGAG
Molecule: messenger RNA, 626 nt
Organism: Leptosomus discolor (cuckoo roller)
Lineage: Eukaryota; Metazoa; Chordata; Aves; Leptosomiformes; Leptosomidae
Source: RefSeq, a predicted model, not a curated record